Epinephelus moara (kelp grouper) is the source of this 3651-nucleotide messenger RNA. It is a transcript of the gene antxr1d, whose product is annotated as ANTXR cell adhesion molecule 1d. The record is from RefSeq and is a predicted model, not a curated record. Gene Ontology annotation, cellular component: membrane. Lineage: Eukaryota; Metazoa; Chordata; Actinopteri; Perciformes; Serranidae. Gene Ontology annotation, molecular function: signaling receptor activity. The transcript is spliced from 18 exons. Bases 202 to 1929 code for a protein of 575 amino acids.
AGCUGAAAGAGAAGAGUUGGGAGAGCCCGGCUUCAACUGAACACGACUCCUGUGGGCUGAAUGCGCCCAACCUAACAGGACGGAACAGCCAGAAAACAGCGCGUUAUACACACGCACUCGACCCAGAAACAGCUGAUAGAGAGAAAAUGUGAAGAUCUGUAGUUGUCACAGUGCUGGAGUAGUCAACAGUAACCGGGAAAGAUGGCGAGGACACAGACUCGCAUGUUCCUCGCCUUGGCGUUGCUGGGAAUUUUCUUCCUCGAUGUCUCGGUGAAAGGGGAGCUGCAGGGAGAGCAACAGGAGGAGGAGGAGGAGAGGUCCUGUCAGGGAGCCUUCGACCUCUAUUUUGUCCUGGACAAAUCUGGAAGUGUGAAGAAUCACUGGAUAGAGAUUUACUCCUUUGUGGAGCAGCUGGCAGAGAAGUUUAUCAGCCCCAUGCUGCGAAUGUCCUUCAUUGUCUUCUCCACACGAGGAAACAUCAUCCUGAAAUUGACGGAGAACAGGGAAGCCAUCACUGGAGGCUUAACAGCUCUGAGAAGAGUUAUCCCGGGAGGAGACACAUUUAUGAACUUAGGCCUGGAGAUGGCUAAUGCACAGAUAUACCAAGAGAAGCACGGGACAGCCAGCGUUAUCAUCGCUCUGACGGACGGAGAGCUGAAUGAGUGGCAGUUUGACACAGCUCAGCGAGAGGCUCAGAGAGCAAGGUCCAUGGGAGCCAUUGUUUACUGCGUAGGGGUCAAAGAGUUCAAUCAGACGCAGCUUGCAACUAUUGCAGACACCGUGGAGCAUGUGUUUCCUGUGUGGGGAGGCUUCCAAGCCCUGAGAGGAAUCAUUGACUCAAUCAUCAAGAGGUCCUGCAUUGAGAUUCUAGCAGCAGAGCCAUCCAGUGUGUGUGCAGGAGAGAGUUUCCAGGUGGUGGUGAGAGGCAAUGGGUUUCUUCAUGCCAGAAAUAUUGACCAGGUCCUCUGCAGCUUUAAACUGAAUGAUACACUCACUGUGGAUGAGAGACCAGCUGGAAUAGAGGAUACCUUCCUGCUCUGUCCUGCUCCUGUUGUAGAGGAGGUUGGGAGGGUGAUCUACCUGCAGGUGAGCAUGAAUGAGGGCCUCUCCUACAUCACCAGCUCCGUUCACAUCACUACUACUGAAUGUUUCGACGGCACCAUCGUGCUAAUAUCGUUGCUGGUGGUGUUCCUGCUGUUGGCUCUGCUGCUGAUGUGGUGGUUCUGGCCUCUCUGCUGCACUUUGGUGAUCAAGGAACCUCCACCACCUCCUCCUCCAGAGCCAGAAUCAGAUGAUGAGGAUGGGAUGCCAAAGAAGAGGUGGCCCACAGUGGAUGCAUCCUACUACGGAGGAAGAGGAGUGGGUGGCAUUAAACGCAUGGAGGUGCGAUGGGGGGAGAAGGGGUCCACUGAGGAAGGUGCGAAGCUGGACAAACCUAAAAAUGCAGUUGUAAAGAUGCCAGAACAGGAAUUUGAACCAUAUGAGCCCAAGCCUCGAAAACCACCACGCCGCCCCCCACAGCAGAGGAGGUGGUACACACCCAUUAAGGGGAAGCUAGAUGCUCUGUGGGCUCUGUUCAGGAGAGGCUACGACCAGGUAUCACUGAUGAGACCACAGCCUGGAGAGGAGGGUCGCUGUAUCAAUUUCCAGCGGGUCAAAGAUGGGGAAUCCACCCCUAACAACCGGGCUCCUCCUCGCACACAUCACUCUCCCAUGCCGCCUCCUCCUGCUAGUCCCCCGCCCGCCGAACAGCAACCUCUGGUCUCCAACUCUGUCCCCCGUACGAAGCCUCCGUCGAGAGGGCCCCGCACCACGCCGCCCUCCCGCUCACCCCCUCCCAUGGCCCAACCCCCUCCAGGUCCACCCCCAUCUCGUGCACCCCCGGGGCCCCCAGGACCCCCGCCGUCUCGACCCCCACCCAGGCUCUGAUCACGAAGAGAGGGCCUCCAAUAAACAACUGAUACAUCCACUCGUUCCAUAAAACACCCCCAGUCUUUCAAUCUUACAAGCCAGGAGCUCUGAUUUAAAGCUCUGUGCUUUGUUGCUGGACAGCAAGAAAAUAUUUAUCUGAUGUCGAAAUCAGCUAGAGUUUCAUCAAAGUUAACAUUUUUAUAGAAAAGAGAAACUAUAGAAACAGCAAGCAUGUAGUUACUUGAUUAAGCCUGUAUGUACAGUAGUAGAUGUCAUGUUGAUUUAAGUGGUAAGAGGAAGUGCAAUUCUUUCUGGAAAUGAGACAUAAAUGAUUAAUGUGCUGUUGAACGUUAGAUUGUGACUGUUUGUGUAUGAGUGACGAUGGUGAAUAGUUUGGGUUGGUAGAGUAUAAUAAUGGCAAGUGAGGAUGUAGCGAAAGAGGAUAUCAAUGUCGGUUAUGUUGGCUUUUAAAUGUACAAUAUUUUAGGUUCCUAUAAAUCAGACUGAUUCAUCAUUUUACCUUUUCAACCACAGAAACUUUUUCUACAUCGUAGCUAAAUUUAGUGCAAAAGUUAAGUGAUCUUAUUGUAACUGCAGGGCAGUUUCUCCAUAUUUUAUUUAUUAUAACACCAGCCCUGUCUGCAUCUGUUUUCUACUUAGCACCAGGUGGGUUUUUUAAGUCUUUGAGGGAGGGAUAUCAAGGUGGAUGUAAAGAAGCAUUCUGGCAUGCGUUUGUGGUUUCAUUAGCAUCAAAUGAAAGAUUGUGUUACAAAGUUGUAUCGUCAGGGUUCUCCUGUAUACUGCAUUUACUGACUGAAAUGAUCAUCUGCAUUAUUUCUUUAUUAACAACCUUUUGUGUCAAUAAACAAAAUGUUUUUUUUAUGUGCUGUCUGGCAGUUAUUUCUUUUAUAGUUAUUAAAAGUGUUAAACUAUAUUUCAAGAGGACGUUUUUUGCAGUCAUAUUGUGAAUCAGCUUACAAACACAUUGGGGUGAGUGCAACAGACACCUUAGGACAUAUUUAUUAGGUGAUGUGUUUCUCUUUAAGCAACGUUAUUUAAUUAAACUAAUUACACUCAGGGAACUAAUAAUCUAUCCGUGACAUUUAUGUAGGUAGGCUGCAAAAUUAAUACCAAAUUCUAAGAGUUUUUAAUUGCUUUUGAGUCUAUUCAAAGUCAUAUUUCUGCAACAAGAUAUAAAUCUUUGUGGCACCUUUUUGUACAGUAGUCCUGCAGCGUACUUUAGAAAAACAAUUUCUAAAAACACAUUUUCACCUUGUCAUUAUGGGUUAUUGUGCACCGUAAACCAAAAAAUAAUUAACUCUAUACGUGUCCAAAGAGUGAUGACUGAAUACUGUCUGAAUCCACUUUAUAUACGUUUAACCGCAGCGCUGAUGAUGUCUGGUCUGAGAAUGUCCUGAAUCAUCUGCUCCCUUCCUCAAAAACGCUGACUGACACUGAGCUCAGACACAAGAGGAGUGCGAUUAGGAGGUCAGUCUGCCGCUACAUGACUCACUUUGCUGCGAUCCAUCUGGGGAAAUGAAUCACACGAGGGUAAUGGUAUGUUAACUCAUCCUGCAGAACAACCUACAGCUCCUCUGUCAAUGUCUUCGAGAAGCUGCAUUUACUGUCUCAUGACAAACUAACCGCAGGCUGGAGGUAACAGGGUUUCUGAUAAGGAAAAUUAUUACAGAAGAAGAAUAUAUUGAAGAAAAUAUUGUUUUGUUGUACUUUACAGUACAC